AUGGUGAACUCACAUGGAAUACGGUACAUUCGACUGAAGCAGGUCUUCAAUCGUGCUUUAGACCAAUCGAUCUCGAAAUUACAGAGUUGGGACAAAGUAAGUUCAUGCUUCCCACAAUACGUGAAUAGCAAACAGGGCGCUAUAAACGUAGCAAAUUGCCAACGUCAAUUGACGGAAUUCUGGACUGAGCUAUGCCAGCGAGAGUUCAAAGAGAUCAUGGAGGAACGAAAUGUGGAAGAGAAACUAAAUGAGUUAGAUGAACUAAUUCUGGAAGCCAAAGAGCGAUACACGAAUCGUGAGCAAGAUGAAACAAAAAAAGGACCUGCAAUUGACGAACUCUCCAGCAAAGAGCUCGUAGAAUGUCACAUAUAUAGCCAGCGGGUUCAUGCGAUGCACGAGAUAGACGAGCGGCUGGCGAAGGUGAAUGAGAUGAACGAUAUGUUAGCACAGGAGUUGAAAGAGCUCGAGACGCAAGUGGAAGCAGAGAAAAAGGAAAUAGACAAGAUGUGCGACGAGUAUCUCGGUUCACACAAGGACCAACCAGUCAAUGUGCUGCUGGUACAGAGCCUAAACGACAUGGUAUUGGAACUGAAAGAAAACUAUUGA
This is a messenger RNA of Saccharomyces mikatae IFO 1815, 606 nucleotides long. RefSeq names its product MIND complex subunit NNF1 (gene NNF1). Bases 1 to 606 code for a protein of 201 amino acids. NCBI's taxonomy places the organism in Eukaryota, Fungi, Ascomycota, Saccharomycetes, Saccharomycetales, Saccharomycetaceae. Gene Ontology annotation, biological process: chromosome segregation. Gene Ontology annotation, cellular component: MIS12/MIND type complex. The transcript has a single exon. The record is from RefSeq and is a predicted model, not a curated record.